Molecule: messenger RNA, 2654 nt
Organism: Paramisgurnus dabryanus
Lineage: Eukaryota; Metazoa; Chordata; Actinopteri; Cypriniformes; Cobitidae
Source: RefSeq, a predicted model, not a curated record
AUGGUUUGGAAACCUAACGGUGCAACUAAAAAGCAGGUUGAUCAGUAUACACAAAACAGCUAUGAGGAUAAUAGGGAGGAAAGAAUACAGGCCCAUACAGAGCCUUAUUACUGUGAUGCUGCUUUUGACUACUGGGGGAAAGGAACGUCAGUCACAGUGACAUCUGCUCAGCAAUCAGCACCACAGUAUGUCUUUGGCCUGUCUGAAUGUGGUUCCGGUUCUGAUGGUUUCCUGACUGUCGGCUGCAUUGCAAAAGGUUUCUCUCCCGCGGACUCGCUCACAUUUAAAUGGACAGAUCCUAAAGGACAACCGGUGAAUGAUUUUGUACAGUAUCCAACAAUCGGACCGGAGGGAGAUUAUACCAAAAUCAGCCAUCUGCGUGUGAAGAAAAGCGACUUUACUCCUGAUAAACCUUACAAAUGCGAAGCCAAAAAUUCUGUCAACAAAAAGGAAGCAGAUGUUGCUCCAAUUGUAAAAUGCAAUCCCAUGGAGGUCACCAUAAAGCAUGGCAGAUUCCAAUGUUCUGAACCCAAAGGAAAGUAUUCAUAUGACUCUGAAUGUGUAUUCACAUGUGACACGGGUUAUGAACUGGAGGGGUCCAAUAAGAGAAAAUGCACUGCUACCAAACAAUGGACCGGCACACCACCGACCUGUGAACGUGUAAAAUGCCAUCCGGAGGAGGUCAUCACUUUACAUCAUGGCAAGGUCCAAUGUUCUAAACCCAAUGGAAUGUUUUCAUAUGACUCUGAAUGUAAAUACUCAUGUGAGGAGGGUUAUGAACUGAAGGGGUCCAAUACGAGAAAAUGCACUGCUGCCAAACAAUGGACCGGCACACCACCGACCUGUAAACUUGUUCAAUGUUCAAAGCUGACCACACCAAACAAUGGGGAAAUGAAGUGUUACGAUUGCAAUGGCGAAUUUAGCUACAAAUCCACCUGUGAGUUUGCUUGUAAAGAAGGAUACACGUUACGAACAUCCAGCUCCUCUACACUGCUUUGUGAAGCCACAGGACAAUGGAAUAAUAGACAACCCAGCUGUGAAGUUAUAAAAUGCAAACAAGAGGACAUCCCCACCCCAGAUCAUGGCAGGGUCCAAUGUUCUGAACCCAAUGGAAAGUAUUCAUAUGACUCUGUAUGUGAAUACUCAUGUGAGACGGGUUAUGAACUGAAGGGGUCCAAUACGACAAAAUGCACUGCUACCACAAAAUGGACCAGCAAACCACCAACCUGUCAAUUUGUAAAAUGCAAUUCCGAGGAGGUCACCACUUUACAUGAUGGCAGGGUCCAUUGUUCUGAACCCAAUGGAAAGUAUUCAUAUGACUCUGUAUGUGAAUACUCAUGUGAGGAGGGUUAUGAACUGAAGGGGUCCAAUACAACAAAAUGCACUGCUACCAAAGAAUGGACCAGCAAACCACCAACCUGUGAACAGCCAGAUCAGCGUGCAUCUGUGUACUUAACAACUCCUACAAAUGAAGAAUUAGAAAGUGGAACAGCUACUUUCAUCUGUGUAGCCAAGCACUUUUUCCCAGAAAAGCACUCAUUUAAGUGGUUUCAUGAUGAUGUGGAGGUGAAAGGUGAAGGAAAAAGUGAUGAAUGUGUAGGUAAGAAGAAAACGAAUGUGACUCUAUUUACCGCCACAAGCAUUUUGCAAUUAAAAGCUGACCGUUGGACCAAGCCUGGACACAACAUUAAGUGCGUGUUCGAGCACAAGGCUGGAGAUGAACCAAAAGAAAUGAUCAGCACAGAUUCUUCUACAGAUUCAUGUAUUUCUGCUCAUUUCAUCGCUCCAUCCUGGGAGGACAUGUUGAAAAACAAAAGUGGAUCUCUGACAUGCAGAGCUUCAGGAGAAAGUGGCUUCAAAAAAAUGGAAAUUCAAAUGAAAGAAUCAGGACGUAUCAUCAGUUCUGCUGAAGACAUUGCAAAAAACAAAACUGUUGAAAUUGAGGCCACUAUAGGAUUUGAAGAAUGGAGCAAUGGAACAGAAUUUUUGUGUAUCACUGAACACGAAUCUUUAGGAGAGCCCAAAGAGAUUGUGUAUGUCAGAGAAAACGGUGCACAUCCGUACACAAGACCCUCUGUUUACAUAUUAGCACCCCCAGAGCAGAAAGCGAAUGAAAGUGUGACCCUGACAUGUUAUGUGAAGGACUUCUACCCCAUGGAGGUGUUUGUAUCUUGGCUUGCUGAUGAUGAAUCUGUUUUUGAGUACAUGGCAAAAAACACUAGCAUGCCAAUACUGAACGAUAAAACCUAUAGUGUCUAUAGUCAGCUCACACUUGACUCAUCCAAGUGGAAAGAUGGUACAGUGUAUAGUUGUGUAGUCUACCAUGAAAGCAUUGAUGAGACUUUGAAAGUAUUGACAAGAUCUAUUUCCAAUAAUUCGGAUAAACCCAGUAUAUUUAAUCUAAGUAUGAAUAUUCCUGCAAUCUGCAAGGGUUAGACCAUAAUAUAAAUGUUGUGUCUGCCUGCAUGUUAUGCCUGUUACAUGUUUAUCCUAAUUUUUUUCUUUUUUCUUUUUUUGAAAGAUUUUUGUUUUGAAUGUCAUGUCCAUAUGUGUAAGUGUCUGUGUCAUUAAUGUUUGUAGCCUCUUGCUUUUUAAAACAUUGUUAUCAGAUUGGCAGAAAAAAGUUAAUAAAAAACCUAAGCAUAUGGCCUGUU